Messenger RNA from Talaromyces stipitatus ATCC 10500, 1827 nucleotides. RefSeq names its product penicillin-binding protein, putative. The record is from RefSeq and is a predicted model, not a curated record. Bases 1 to 1827 code for a protein of 608 amino acids. NCBI's taxonomy places the organism in Eukaryota, Fungi, Ascomycota, Eurotiomycetes, Eurotiales, Trichocomaceae. The transcript is spliced from 6 exons.
AUGCAGUUUUGUCGCUUCUUCGUCUGGGCAAGCGCUUCCAUGUCGGUGCUCGCCAGCACACAACUGCCAAAGAUAGACCUUGCUGUGCUGGGGCCCCUAUACCAACCUGCAUCAAAUGCAUCAUACAAAGCGUUUACUAAUGCCAAAGCUCAAGCUCUUGCAGCACUCAAUGAGGCACUGGCAAAUGGUGCUAAUAUGUAUGGUUCCUUAGACAACCAGACGACAUCCUUCUCUGUAUUGGUGUUCGACUUAACUAGUGACGAGCCUUUAUUCGAUUUCCACUUCGAGGCACCAGGGCUGGAUGGGUCGCUCACCAAGGGUAAUUUAAGUGAUGAGACGAUUUAUCGAACAGGCAGUGUCGGGAAACUUCUCACUAUGUACACAUGGAUGGUCGAUAUCGGGGACUCAGUUUUCACAGAUCCUAUCACUAAAUACAUUCCUGAACUUGCUCAAGCUGCCACUAAAUCCAGCAAUUCGCUCUUCUACACUAAUUGGAGUGAGGUCACUAUUGGCAGCCUUGCCUCCCAAAUGUCCGGAAUUGGUGUCAACUGUAAGCCUCCUGUUUUGGGUUCCAUUUUUGACGAUGUUGACAAAAGUUUCACAGUUCACGUUGGCGAUCUUGCCACUCCAUAUAUCACCGGGAUACCCCCGCCAGAAGUGAUUCCUGGGGCUAUCAGCCUUGGGUACCCUCCUGUUGAUAAUGACACCAUUACCCAAUGCAGCUUCUACAGCUACUAUCUUCCCACUUGUACACGAAAGCAACUUCUCAAUGGCAUCAUCCACCAUCCACCAUUGUACCCAUCUUAUAGCUCUCCCGUCUAUUCCAAUGUUGCAUACCAGAUCCUCGCCCUUGCAUACGAAGAAGUUACAGGACACUCCAUUAACGAAGGUCAAGUCAAAAUCUAUAAAAAACUGGGCAUGACAUCAACAAGUCCAACAGCCCCUGGAAGUAACGCAAAUACUAUAAUCCCCUACAAUACCACCUUCUCAGCAUUUGACUAUGAGCUUGGCCUUGCAGGACCCUCUGGGGGCCAGUACACCUCAACCAAGGACUUAGCAACUUUCGGUCGGGCAAUCCUCAAGAGUACUUUAAUGCCAUCUUAUGUUACCCGUCGCUGGCUAAAACCAGUGACCUUCACGUCGCAGCUGUUGAAAUCCGUCGGGGCACCUUGGGAGAUUCAAAGAUACCUUCUUCCAGCAAACACCAUCAUCAAUGCCAGCCAUAUCGUUGACAUGUACUCUAAAUCGGGUGACAUCGGUGCCUACUCGACAUUCUUUGGAGUGGUUCCAGAUUUUGGGGUUGGCCUCAGCGUUCUAGCAGCUGGUGUCAACCCCCAUACUCAGAUUUCGCCUGUGAGAGACACCGUUGUUGAGAUCUUCUACCAAGCAGCAGAAGCUUCUGCUAAGGAACAAGCGAGGAGAGCGUUUACCGGCACUUUCCAAGCCACCAAUAUCAACUCUUCUAUCACGCUGGGCGUGGACGGUGGCCCCGGAGUUGUAAUCCAGGAGUGGAUUAGCAACGGGACCAACUUUCUACAGAAUGCAUACCUGGCCAGCUAUGAUGACUUCCGUCUCUACCCAACAGAACUGAGCGUGGAGGCUGACAGCAUAACUUAUUAUACCUACCAUUUGAACUUUUUAGCGUCAGAUGGCGAGCCAGCAAAAGGAGACUUUUGGUCAUACAACAAUGACUACUGGUUGUUCCUUGACGCUCUUAUCUACAAAAACUUGGCUACGGAUGAUUUCAUUAUCGGUUUCGACAAAGAUGGCAUUGUACAGAGUGUUCAGUCUGCCGCGCUGCGAGUAUCGAUGUCUCGAUCCGAGUAG